Molecule: messenger RNA, 2004 nt
Organism: Annulohypoxylon maeteangense
Lineage: Eukaryota; Fungi; Ascomycota; Sordariomycetes; Xylariales; Hypoxylaceae
Product: Metallo-dependent phosphatase
Exons: 1
Coding region: 368-1732 (454 amino acids)
Biological process (GO): polyphosphate catabolic process
Cellular component (GO): cytoplasm
Molecular function (GO): endopolyphosphatase activity; phosphatase activity
Source: RefSeq, a predicted model, not a curated record
UACUACUCAUUAGUUUGGUCUUGGCGAAAACUCAAGACUCCCAAAUGACGAAACGUUCAAGGAUAUCAACACUCAAUUCGUCUCUCCACCAAGCUUGAAUGUGGUGUCUGAUAUGACGAUAUGUGCAACUACAUAGUCCUAUGGCUUUCUUUACACUUAGUAUAUUAGUAGAUCCUCCUCGAGGAUUUCGAAUAUCAAAAGUUGACCUAACUAGCUUCGUUUCAGCGUAAUCGUCGUUACGUGAACAUACGUCUAGUCUCGAGGUGCAUUGGAUAUUUAGCUAUACAAUAGUCCGACACAAGGAAGUAGCGGUAUCAUCAUCAUACCUAUCAUCCCAAUUCCAACUCCCAAUCCCGGCUCUCCUUCAAUGGGCAGUCCCGACUCUCCACCGCCCCGAGCCCAGCGGCGGAACCCUCAGCGACGCCAACUCGUAGGCACCAGCAUCAUCCUCACGCUCCUCGUCUUCAUCCUCUGCUACACGCGCUCCCCAUCAACCCUCCAAAAAAUCUUUACGAUGACCCCCAUAUCUCCAAUGGCGUCUCCCGACUCCCUCCCCGACCUAACGCACCCUCACCUCCUCGCUAGCCUUCCCUCCACCGCACUCCCCAAGCCCGGUAGCCCAGGCCGGUUAAUCGUGAUCGGCGACGUACACGGACAACUCACGGCACUCGAUGCGCUCCUCGCGAAAGUCAAGUACAACGGCGCGCGCGGCGACCGCGUGGUAUUCACCGGGGACAUGGUGAACAAGGGCCCAGACAGUUCCGGCGUAAUCAACCGCGCUAUAGAGAUAGACGCUUUCGGUGUGCGAGGGAACCACGAGGAUCGAGUUCUGCGGGCAUGGAAAAAAUUGCACAGGGGUGGUGGUGGUGGUGGGAAGAAGGGUGGGAAGAAGCACGUGAAGGCGGAGGAUGAGGAUAAGGAUGAGGGUGAUAGCUCGGGAGAAGAAACGAAAGAGGAAGAAGAGGAUGGGAAGAUAACCAAAUCCUCAGCCCGCGACCGCUCUACCGCCGCGACCCUAACCCCGGCGCAAGUCACUUGGCUCGCGAAACUACCCGUGAUCCUGCGCGUCGGCGUCGUGUCCCCACAUUACGGCGACGUAAUAGUCGUGCACGCGGGCCUCGUCCCGGGGAUCCCGCUGGAAGAACAAGACCCAUGGGCCGUGAUGAACAUGCGAACGCUAAUCUCGCGAUCGCGCUCGCACUCCGUCUCUACCCCCUCCAUAGAUUCAAUCCCCGACUCUCCAACUACGGAAGACACAUCCACCCUCAAACACCCCACCUUUAAACCGAGUAAAGGCCGCGAAGGUCGGCCCUGGUCCAAAGUCUGGAACGAAGCGCAGAAAGAAAAUACCAAGACAGAGAAGGAAGGCAAGAACAAGGGCAAGAAAGAGCAUAGAACAACCGUAAUCUACGGCCACGACGCCAAGGUCGGAUUGAGCAUACGACGGUACGCGUUCGGGCUAGACAGCAGCUGCGUCACGGGCGGGGACCUUACGGCGCUGGUAUUAGAGUCUGCUUCUGGCUCUAAUUCCGCUUCCACAUCUGACCCAGUCUAUAAACAACAAGAUAGUGGCGAUGAAGCGACUGAUGUGGAUGAACAAGCAAAGCACGGCAUAACGCACCGCAUCGUCAGUGUGCCUUGCGAAGACGGGUCACACAACGGUAAAGGGGGGAAGAAGAAGCAUAAGGAUAAGGGGAAGGGUGAUAAGAAACACAAAGAUCAUAAAUCAUAGAUGAAGGGAAUUAUAAAUGUCUACUACGUGCGAGCAAUCAUGGGGGAAGGAAGGGGGGGAGUUGAUAAUUAAAACUUCAAAUGUUGUUUGGAUAGAUGAAAGGAAUGCAUGGUACUUGACAUUAUACCCGAGUACAUAUGGGGAUUAGCGAUUGGGGUUUUAUAUUUCUGUUAGCAAGUAGAUACGGUACGUAUAGUUGGCAUUCAUACUUUACGAGCAUUGGGCGUGGGAGUAUUUGAGAGCGUCUGAUUGGAGGGAAACAAUGUAAAGAU